GCAGCUAGCGGCGUCCGGAGCUGCAGUGGUGCCGGGUCCGAGCGCACAGCGCGGGCCGGCGGCGGGGGUCCAGGCCGGGUUGGGGACCCGGGGACCCGGGAUGGCGCUGCGGAGAGGCGGCGGCGGGGCGCUGGGACUGCUGCUGCUGGGCGCCGCGUGCCUGAUCCCGCCGAGCGCGCAGGUGAGGCGGCUGGCGCGCUGCCCCGCCACUUGCAGCUGUACCAAGGAGUCCAUCAUCUGCGUGGGCUCCUCCUGGGUGCCCAGGAUCGUGCCGGGCGACAUCAGCUCCCUGAGCCUAGUAAAUGGAACGUUUUCGGAAAUCAAGGACCGAAUGUUUUCCCACCUGCCUUCCCUGCAGCUGCUAUUGCUGAAUUCUAACUCAUUCACAGUGAUCCGGGAUGAUGCUUUCGCUGGUCUUUUUCACCUUGAAUACCUGUUCAUUGAAGGGAACAAAAUAGAAACCAUUUCAAGAAAUGCCUUCCGGGGCCUCCGUGACCUGACUCACCUUUCGUUGGCCAAUAACCACAUUAAAGCACUCCCAAGGGAUGUCUUCAGUGAUCUAGAUUCUCUGAUUGAACUAGACUUAAGGGGUAAUAAAUUUGAAUGUGACUGCAAAGCCAAGUGGUUGUAUUUGUGGCUAAAGAUGACAAAUUCUACUGUGUCGGAUGUGCUAUGUGUCGGUCCUCCAGAAUACCAGGAGAAGAAGCUCAAUGAUGUGACCAGCUUUGACUAUGAGUGCACCACCACAGAUUUCGUCGUUCAUCAGACUCUGCCGUACCAGUCGGUGUCCGUGGACACAUUCAACUCCAAGAACGAUGUGUACGUGGCCAUUGCCCAGCCCAGCAUGGAGAACUGCAUGGUGUUGGAGUGGGACCACAUUGAAAUGAAUUUCCGGAGCUAUGACAAUAUCACAGGCCAGUCCAUCGUGGGCUGCAAGGCCAUCCUCAUUGAUGACCAGGUCUUCGUGGUGGUGGCCCAGCUCUUCGGUGGCUCUCACAUUUACAAAUACGAUGAGAGCUGGACCAAGUUUGUCAAAUUCCAGGACAUAGAAGUCUCUCGGAUUUCCAAGCCCAAUGACAUUGAGCUGUUUCAGAUCGAAGACGAGAUGUUCUUCAUCAUUGCUGACAGCUCCAAAGCUGGGCUGUCCACAGUUUAUAAAUGGAAUAGCAAAGGAUUCUACUCCUAUCAAUCUCUGCAUGAGUGGUUCAGGGACACAGAUGCGGAGUUUGUUGAUAUUGACGGGAAGUCACACCUCAUCCUGUCUAGCCGCUCCCAGGUCCCCAUCAUCCUGCAGUGGAAUAAAAGCUCGAAGAAAUUUGUCCCCCAUGGUGACAUCCCCAACAUGGAGGAUGUGCUGGCUGUGAAGAGCUUCCGCGUGCAGAACAGCCUGUACCUUUCUCUCACCCGCUUCAUCGGGGACUCUCGGGUCAUGCGAUGGAAUAGUAAGCAGUUUGUGGAGGUCCAGGCACUUCCAUCCCGGGGGGCCAUGACCUUACAGCCCUUCUCCUUCAAAGAUAAUCACUACCUGGCUCUGGGGAGUGACUACACAUUCUCACAGAUUUACCAGUGGGAUAAAGAGAAACAGCAGUUUAAAAAGUUUAAGGAAAUCUAUGUGCAGGCUCCGCGGUCAUUCACAGCGGUAUCCACCGACAGGAGAGAUUUCUUUUUCGCAUCCAGUUUCAAAGGGAAAACAAAGAUUUUUGAACAUAUCAUUGUUGAUCUAAGUUUGUGAAGGUGUGAUGGGGAAAUUUCAAAGAUGUGUAGUGUUAGUUCUCACAAGAGAGAGGACUGAGAACUGAAAUUUUUUAAAAAGUCAUCAAAUAAGCCAGGCUUAGUGCUCCGAAAUUAAAAUUUAUAGUGCACUGGGGAAAUAGUUAGAAGUUUUCAAACUUUUAGGAUUCACAUUUUAACCAGGGAUUACAUUUUUUGGCUGACUGCAUGACAGGUCCAUGCCACCAUUUAAAAAGACAUCUUAAAGCCUGUAAUUUCUGGAAAAGAGCACAGCACUUAUUCUUACCAUCUAGAAAGUAAUGUGCUUUUACUUUCUUUUUAAUGAGGAAGGAGAGAAUGGAGCAAGAUGAGCCAGCUCUUUUAAUGAAAUUAAAAGACAAAAACAAAAGGCCCCCACUUACCCCAGUAAACCUACGGACUUUUCUCACUCCAUUUUAGUAAUCUUUUUGGUAAGAACUGUUGAAGCCAAAGUGUGCUGAAAAGAUUUUCUGAUGAUUUGUCUGAAAAUCUUAAAACACUCAGCAAUGCUAUUUUGAGCCAUCCUAGUUUCCUGAAAGUCAUGUCCAGCUUUCCAGAAUCUUCCUUCAAGCAGAACCUUGGCUCUCAUAUGGAUGGGGCCCCUUCAUGAGUGUGUUCACAGCUUAAUGUUUGACAUCGCUUCCUCUGCCAUAGAGAAAGUAUUCUGGUGAAUAUUAGAACACAUGUCUAGGCCAGCAUGGGCUGUAGACCUGGUAGCAAGAUAAAGAAAUUUCUUUCUAUUCUUUGUUCAAAGGUGGCCCUCACAGUGGCUGGAGCAAUCACAGUUGUUUGAUGUGCUCUGUGGCUCACUUGCUUCUUCUAAUCCAUCCUUUGAGUUUGUGGGUAACCAGCAGAUAGGUCAAAGGCUGAAUAGUGCUUUCAUCUGUCAUUCAGAGGGAUGGAACAGGUGUUUCCAUCUGAUGCGCAUUGGGUAAGGUUUUUGAAAUGAGAUUUUAUGGAGUCAGAGGGGAUUUUACUCAGAUCAUGAUAUGCUUUGAAACCCAGAGGGGGUCCUUUGAUUGAUGCAUGUCUUUGCCCUCUGGACAACUUAAUAUUUCAAGUAAUUGAACAGUGGCAACCUGCCUACCUGCCCACCUGCCUACCUCCCUCCUAAAAGUCUUCUGCUGAGUUGCAGGUAUUGCUGUGGCUGGCUCAUGCAGCCCUCACUGAAGUUUCUGCAUGGAAAAAAAAUUCCAGCCUGGAUGCUUGAGGCAGGGGAACACCUUCGCUCAGCACAUUAGCAAAGGGAAAUGUGGCCAUGCAUCAGUUGCGGGGCAUCCAGCAAAGCAUCAGGAGAGGCCAGCUGGAGCCAGAUGAACUUAAUCCCGUAGACCAGGUCUGUGCUCGGUUCCAGGUGGCCUGUUACAAAAUGAACCUCCAGUGGGGGAUAGUAGGGAACCUCUUGGGGUCUGGUUUUGUGGAUGAUUCCAGAGUGGAUGUUCUACCUGGGUAAUGGUUCUCGGGAAAAUGUUAAGCGAAUGUUUUAGGAGGAACUUUUGCAGAGUAACCCAGUAUAUUUCAUCUAGCCACAAAGGUAGUGUGAUCCCACUGUGGUGCGAUGUUGACUUUUAAUGGCCAUUGUCACAAUGUAAGUAGCUAGAGAGCAUGUCAGAAAUGUGGGUGCACGUGUGGUUUCCUGACUAUAAGCAGCGGGGUCUGAGCAAUACACCACACUGGAGAGGGUUGUGUUGACUCUGACUCAUACUUGAUAGUGUGUUUGUUGAAAUUUUUAUGCUAAAUGCCAAGUAAACUGACAGAGGUCUGUGUUCAUUCUU
This is a messenger RNA of Nannospalax galili (Upper Galilee mountains blind mole rat), 3524 nucleotides long. RefSeq names its product leucine rich repeat LGI family member 2 (gene Lgi2). Lineage: Eukaryota; Metazoa; Chordata; Mammalia; Rodentia; Spalacidae. Bases 101 to 1732 code for a protein of 543 amino acids. The record is from RefSeq and is a predicted model, not a curated record. The transcript has 8 exons. Gene Ontology annotation, molecular function: protein binding. Gene Ontology annotation, biological process: inhibitory synapse assembly.